Cordyceps fumosorosea ARSEF 2679 is the source of this 3456-nucleotide messenger RNA. RefSeq lists its product as hypothetical. The coding region runs from base 1 to 3456 and encodes 1151 amino acids. The transcript has a single exon. Gene Ontology annotation, cellular component: nucleus; site of double-strand break. Gene Ontology annotation, biological process: double-strand break repair. The record is from RefSeq and is a predicted model, not a curated record. NCBI's taxonomy places the organism in Eukaryota, Fungi, Ascomycota, Sordariomycetes, Hypocreales, Cordycipitaceae.
AUGUCCUACGCCGUAGUGAAGCCCCAAGCCUCGUCGCCCGCCGGCGGUGCCGACGCUCCCCCCUCCACGGCGACCGUGUACGACUUCAUCUGCCUGUUCACGCACGACCUGCGCCGCAAGCAGAAGCGCUGGCAGGACGGCAAGCUCAAGUACCACAGCUUCAACAAGAAGGUCGUCGUCUACGACGACCGCGGCCACCUCGUCGGCGACGCGCACUGGGACCAGGAGGGCGACCUGGCGCCCGGCGACGAGCUCUCGCUGGACCGCGGCAUGGCGCUUGUCCAGGUCGAGGACUGCACGGGCGAGAAGCAGCAGGACCUGACCGACCUCCUGGACAAGAGGGCGCGGGAGGUGGAGAAGCGCCGACAGAUUGCGGCGGCGAAGAGGCCGACCCCGCGAGGGAGUUUGCUGGCCGGUGGCGCGGGGCAGCCACAGCCGCAGCAUCCACAUCUCCCGCUGAGCUCCCUGGUGCAGAGCCCCGGACGCAUCGGCCGCGCGGCCGUGCCGGCACACUCCCCGUUUGAGGCCCGCAGGCAGGGGCUGCACCGGAACCAGCCGCCGACCGCCGAUUCACAGCCAACCGUCGCGGCGGCGACCAGGAAACGAAGGGCCAGCCCGUCGCCGCCGAGCAAGGCCGGGUUCGCGCGGAACCUGUUCGGUACGACGCUGAACCUGUCCUCGUGCCCGGGCCCGGAGCUGAUGGCCGCCAGGGCGCGCGCGCUGCGGCAGAGGAUGCUGUCCCAGGCCGCGGCCGAUUCAACGCCCCAGGAGGAGGAUGAGGCGGAGGGACAGGAGCCGGUGCAAAGCAGUCUGUUCUGCCCGCAGGAUGAAGCGGAGAGUACGCCUUCGAGGCCGGCCAAGGAACGGCGUCUAAAUCUGCAACCUGUGACGCGACACCCGAUUGCUACGGCUCGGUCCGUGAUGCGCGAGGCGGAGGAACUUGGAAAUCGCAACGAGGCUGUGGAACUUAGUGAUGAAGACACCAGUCGGAGGGAGACUGCUACGAAAAAGCAUCGAAAGGAGGCUCGGAAACCGGAGCGUCAAACCAAGGCCUCGGAUCCUACGACACAACACCUGGAUGACGAGGAGGACCAAACACGGGACAAGUCUUCCAAAAAGCAGAGGAAGGAAAUCUCUCAGUCUCAUGAACUACAACAGACUGAAAACAAAUCUCAGAGAAAAGAGCCGAGAAAGUCUACUACGAAUCAUCGUUCGCCCUUGCCAGAUCCAAUGCUUAUUGACGAGUCUGAUGAGGUUGAAGAAGUCCCACGUCCACGCGAAACGGCAAAGGAACCACUACGCAAGAAUACAGUACGAGAAGAGCGAGCAAAGGAGCACCCUGCGCCUGCGCGAAAGGAAGCAAGACAGGACGAGCCGAGGACGACACUACGAAUGCGAUCGAGGCAAAGGAGGGGUCUGCUCAUGCUGCAGCAGCCCAGCGCGCCGCUACAAAAACUACCAGCUCCGAUGAAGGUUUCGGCUAAUGAUAGAGUCACUAAGACGCCGUCCCCAGAACCCAUGGCUCCCUCACCACAGCAGAUACGGUCGCCCUCUCUUGAACAAGAGGUGAUAAUACCUAGCUCAGCGCCGCCAGAAGAAGAUACAUCGGCGGCGGUGGUCCUAGUGGAACGAGAACCUGCUGCGGCGCCCAUGGAAUGUAGUAGCGACGAUGACCUGCCCCAAGUAGCGCACCGACGCACUGGGAAGCGGAGGACGCACAGCCCACCUACAGAGUCGGACGUCUGCGAAGAAGCGCCGACGAACAAAAGGACGCAGCGGAAGAAGAUGACAAAACGCACAAUACACGACGGCAGCGGUAGUGAAGGGGCCGAAGAGCCGCAGCCACGAAAGAAACGGCCAGCCGUGAGGCCGAAAGCCCGUAACGAAGAGCCCGAGUCUGAGCACGCGGAGGACGAAGAGCUGCUUCCCCGAAGAAGACUACGAACUGCAAAGCGCGGCGCUUAUACCGAAGAGCCCGGUUCUGAGCCUGAGGAGGACGACGAACGAGAAGAGGAGGAGGCUCCUCAGGUGCAGGGCCCACGGAUCGCAAAGCUGUCACGCAAGGGCAUUCGGAGCAGAGAGAUCAUCGGCUACGUCGGGCAGGCGGUGAUUCCAGGCCCGUUUGCCUCGGCGGCGUUUCGACUCGGUGGUCUGCCUGUACCGAUUGUCAGCAGGGAAGCAUCGGACACAUGUGCCAACGCCGACACAGCGCCAAAGUCAACGGGCAUGUCACCAAUUGUAGCAGCUACUGCGCCAGCUCCUGUACCAGUUUCUGCACCAGCUCCUGCACCAGUAGCAGCACCUGCACCCGCACCAACGCUGUCCACUGAAGAAGAGAAGCCAGUGGUCGAGGAGAGGCCAGUGAUGGCGGAAAAACCAGUGGACCCGGAGAAAUCAGCGGUCGAGGAGGAGGCAGUGGUCGAGGAGGAGGCAGUGGUCGAGGAGGAGGCAGUGGUCGAGGAGGAGGCAGUGGUCGAGGAGGAGGCAGUGGUCGAGGAGGAGGCAGUGGUCGAGGAGGAGGCAGUGGUCGAGGAGGAGGCAGUGGUCGAGGAGGAGGCAGUGGUCGAGGAGGAGGCAGUGGUCGAGGAGGAGGCAGUGGUCGAGGAGGAGGCAGUGGUCGAGGAGGAGGCAGUGGUCGAGGAGGAGGCAGUGGUCGAGGAGGAGGCAGUGGUCGAGGAGAAGGCAGUCGUCGAGCCACCCACAGCUGCAGAGGCCGCCAUCACGGCCGUGGCCAGAGGGCCAGAGCCAGUACCACCUCGAACUAUCGUCUCUGCGGUUUCGGAAACAGCCGAGGCCAUUGCCUUCGAACCAAUCCCUCGUCGAAAUGUCACUCUAAUAAGAGCAUCACCACCUGUCGUGCGCACCAACAGCUCGAGCAACGCGAUCGCAGCAGCCACCACCAGAAAGCCCAAUGCGACGAAAUUGGAGGCUCUGAGUGCUCCAGGAAUUACCCUCGCAGAAAUACCAGAGACAUUGGGCGCGCCGCCACUACGUGUGGCAUCUUCUGUGAACGAAAAGAGACCAGACAUUGCAGAGGAGGAAAAACCGGUGACGGUGUUGCCGCCUACAGAAAGGUCGUUCAGCGCAGGCGGCGAGCUGAGCAGCGGCAGACCGCGCAUCGCCAACCCCGCGUCGCGAGGCAAGAAGGCGGCACGGCGGGAGGACGCGGCGGGUCUGGCGCCGCAGGUCAUUGUGCCAUUCGAGCCCGUCCAGCCUGUCGUCGCGCGCGCGGUGACGAUGCGGCCUAGCGGCACCGGUGGUAGGGGAAGGAUCGCCGCGGCUGGUCCUUUGGCGCUGGGUCCCGUGGUGCCACCACCACCACCUGCUGUGCUGGCGGUCGCGACCAAGGCGGCCAGCAGUGCCCUGCUGCCUGGGUUUACGUCGGCGAGCGGUGGGACGUGGAGUCGACAUGCGCAUGAUUUGCUGGGUAUGAAUCGGCCAGAGCGUGGGAGGUGA